GUGUGGGCAAGAGAUAAAGCCAGAUACGAAGAAAACAUUUAGAAACAGCUCGGUAUUAAUAAGUGUAGACGUUGCAUACUAUGUAGUAAAAAUAUGACUUGUAUCGGUAUUUCACACGUUUGAAGCUGUGGAGUGUAGAGUACACCCUGCCAGGAGUAAAGAUGGAGGGGAGCGCCUCCUGAGCGUCAUCACUUCCGGGAGCGGCUGGGCGCGGGAUUCGGAGGACAGCUGGAGCUAUACACUGAAUCGGCAUGUUCUGUGAGAAAGCCAUCGAGCUGAUCCGGGAGCUACAGAGAGCUUCAGAGGGACAACUGCCGGCCUUCAACGAAGAUGGAGUCAGGCAGAUACUUGAAGAGAUGAAAGCUUUGUAUGAACAGAAUCAAACAGAUGUUAAUGAAGCAAAAACAGAAGGUCGAAGUGAAUUAAUACCAACCAUUAAGUUCAGACAUUGCUGCCUAUUACGAAACCGACGCUGCAUUGUUGCAUAUCUUUACGACCGCCUGCUUCGGAUUCAAGCGCUUCGCUGGGAGUAUGGCAGCGUGCUACCAAAUGCCCUCAGGUUUCAAAUGUCAGCAGAAGAGACUGACUGGUUUAAUCAGUACAAGAAAUCCCUGGCAACCUAUAUGAGGUCUCUGGGAGGAGAAGAAGGUCUGGACAUAACACAAGAUAUGAAGCCUCCUAAAAGCCUGUACAUAGAGGUGCGCUGCUUAAGAGAUUACGGUGAAUUUGAAAUUGAAGAUGGUACAACAAUUCUGCUAAAGAAAAAUAGCCAGCAUUUUCUGCCAAGAUGGAAAUGUGAGCAGCUGAUCCGACAAGGUGUUCUAGAGCAUGUGUUGUCUUAGAAAUUUGCAGAUUAUUUUUUUUCUAAUAAUUAGGCCUGUAUUGUAUACUUUGUAAAUAUGAAUUUGUACUUUGAUAAAAAUCUAUUUGGGA
Rana temporaria (common frog) is the source of this 933-nucleotide messenger RNA. It is a transcript of the gene GINS1, whose product is annotated as GINS complex subunit 1. The record is from RefSeq and is a predicted model, not a curated record. The coding region runs from base 252 to 842 and encodes 196 amino acids. Gene Ontology annotation, cellular component: GINS complex. Lineage: Eukaryota; Metazoa; Chordata; Amphibia; Anura; Ranidae. Gene Ontology annotation, biological process: DNA strand elongation involved in mitotic DNA replication; DNA replication. The transcript is spliced from 7 exons.